GAAAAUAAAUAAAUGAGUAAUAAAAAGUUGGUUGGGAUUCCCCGCAUUUUCCUUCCUGCAACAACUUCUUCUUGUGCCCAAAUUGCCACACAGCGUACUUGCAGAAGAAACAAAUUAACCCCCCUCCCUCUCUCAUUACUUUAUAAUAAGGGAACUGUUCAUUGUGUUCAACUACCUUGUUAGCUAGCUAUUCAAAAACUAGAUAGAAGCUUGUGUUUUUAGCCGAGUAAAAGUUGUAGAAUAAAUGGACAAGGCGAUUAUACUAGAUCUCUAGUAAUAUAAGCUGAAAGAAUCACUGUUCAUGUGUUGAACUGUGUAGAGGAUUUCUUGUUUCCAAGGGUUAUAGAUUGAAUAAUGUUAUGAACUGAGAUAGUAGUAAAUGAGAUCUUGUGGAAGCAUAGAAACUCCUUACUAGCUCUUACUUAUUGCCUUUCUGUAUAAUGCAGGUCUUAGAGGUUGUCCCAGCCAACAGAAGCGAUUUCAUACUGUCUACAAAUCAACUUUCCAUCUCUGCAGCUUUUGAUACAUUCUGUUGAAUGUGGAUUGAGGUUCAAAAGAUAGGACUUCCAAGCUCCCUUGAUCUUGAAAUGGCCGUUUCUUACACGUUCACCAGUAAAAUGUAAUUAACAUUCCAGAUAUUUAUUGAAAAUGGAGAUCAAGGAAUCAGAGAGGGUGGUUAUAGCUAAACCAGUAGCUUCCAGGCCUAGUUGCUCCAAUUUUAGAUCUUUCUCAGAGUUGCUUGCGGGUGCCAUCAAUACUUCACCCUCACCCUCUACUGAUUGUUCUGAAACGGCAGUUGCUGCCAUUAGACCAAAAACUGUGAGGUUUAGGCCAACGAUGAAUCGUGCUCCAGGUGCAUUGGUUUCUUCCCAGGCUGAACUCUCUGGAACAACACUUAGCAAUUCAUCUAAUAGAGUUGCAAGUACUGAUAGCAAAACCACUGUCAUAUAUAAACCGCAGGCAAAGUUUGUGUCGAAGGCAACCGUUUCUCUACUAGCGAGUAUGGGGAACUUCAAUACCAAUUCACAGCAAAUGCUACAUUCAGUUGAGGCUCGCCCUCAGUGUCCAAAAGAAAAUAAACAAAAUUUCUCAUCCCAGCUCACCUCAAAUCUUCAUCAGGAUAUUACAUCCCAUGCAGUAUGGUUGACAUCUCAGAAUCAAGAGGAUCCAAAAACUUUAUCACAUGCAUCUAAUGGGGACAGGGCUUCAUAUGAUGGUUACAAUUGGAGGAAAUAUGGGCAAAAGCAAGUAAAAGGAAGUGAAUAUCCGAGGAGUUACUACAAGUGCACCUAUCCAAAUUGUCCGGUGAAAAAGAAGGUCGAAAGAUCAUUUGAUGGGCAAAUUGCAGAAAUUGUCUACAAAGGGGAACACAACCAUUCAAAGCCUCAGCCUCCUAAGCGCAACUCAUCAGGAACACAAGGACUAGGAGCUGUAUCUGAUAGCAAUGCUCAAGAUAGGUACACCACUCCCUUAUGGAGUAAUCAACUCAUUGAAAGAAAUGAAGGCUCUGAAGGUAGAGAGGAAAAUCAGAUCGAAACUGGAUUACAGGUGCAUUCAAUUUACCAGGGUAAACCUCCGCCAUCUUGUGAUCGUGCUGGAAAUGGAUCAAUUAUUGCUGGUGCGGGAACAUCUGAUAACUCAUGUGGUCUCAAUGGGGAAUGUGAUGAUGGAAGCAAGGGAUUGGAGGGAGACGAUGAUGAACCUAGAAAUAAAAGAAGGAAAGCUGGGAUACAAUCCAAUAAAGGUGGCAUAUCAGGGGAGGGCGUUCAGGAGCCCCGUGUAGUGGUGCAAAGUUCCACAGAUUCUGAGAUUUUGGGGGAUGGUUUUCGCUGGAGAAAAUAUGGGCAGAAGAUUGUAAGGGGGAAUCCAUAUCCCAGGAGUUACUAUAGAUGUACUAGUCUCAAAUGCAAUGUGCGCAAGCAUGUGGAAAGAGCAUCAGACGAUCCAAAAGCUUUUAUUACAACAUAUGAAGGAAAACAUAACCAUGAGAUGCCUCUGAAGAGUACAAAUAUACAGCCUUUGAACCCUGAUCUACAGGCACCUUCUAGUAGAGACAAGCUGUGAUCUCAACCAUGGAUGGAUACGAUUUCGAACUCGAUGCUUGUUCUGGCCCAGAUAUCAAAAAGAGUUCAGCGCAGAAGAAGCUAAAUAACACGAUCGAGCAAUAGACAAUAAAAAACAAGAACAUAGUAGUUUCAGUUCUGGAGGCUUCUUCAUGGUGCCGGUUUUGUGUUGGUAACGAGGAUUGAUAUCGAAAUGGGCUGUCUCGUUUUCAGCCUAUCUGAAGCUUACGAGUACAUCUCCCUCUCUCUCAGUUAUUGCCUUGGCUAAUCGUAUGUGUAAUAUAUACGCCUGUUUAGCUUCAGAAUAAGUUUCGGGAGGAAGUUUAUAACAAUUUUCAGGCGCAUAAAUAUUUUGAUACUUCUAUAAACAGCACUUGCUCAUUCUGAUUUCAUUGCUUGUAGACCUACAAAGAAUAUGCUAAAGCUGAAUAGGAUGUGAAGAUGUAGUAUUGGAUUAUAGUACAGUUGUUCUUAAACACACGCCAACAAUGAAAUGUUGCUGCAAGGAAUUACUUACUGAAAGAAAAGAACAGAUUCUUUUCAUUAGCCACUGUCUAGCUAGCUGGGGCAUUAAAAAUGCCAGCGUCUUUUGAUAUAUUCAUGACCAGAACUGCUCUUGUACAUCACAAAUCUUAGUAGCUAUAUUUUGCUUUCAAAA
Messenger RNA from Populus euphratica (Euphrates poplar), 2721 nucleotides. Its product is annotated as WRKY transcription factor 44-like. The record is from RefSeq and is a predicted model, not a curated record. Gene Ontology annotation, molecular function: sequence-specific DNA binding; DNA-binding transcription factor activity. Bases 649 to 2064 code for a protein of 471 amino acids. NCBI's taxonomy places the organism in Eukaryota, Viridiplantae, Streptophyta, Magnoliopsida, Malpighiales, Salicaceae. Gene Ontology annotation, biological process: regulation of DNA-templated transcription. The transcript is spliced from 7 exons.